Molecule: messenger RNA, 327 nt
Organism: Pieris macdunnoughi
Lineage: Eukaryota; Metazoa; Arthropoda; Insecta; Lepidoptera; Pieridae
Source: the annotation of a GenBank genome assembly
AUGACGUCGACAAAAUGGUUCAUGUGCGUGGUUGCGCUAGUGUGUGUGAGCGUACGUUACGCGAACUCUGCACCUACGCCUACGCCUGAGGAGGAAUACCCACCACAGCCAUAUGAAUAUAAAUACGACGUAGAAGACCCCGAAAAAGAGUUAUAUUUCGGCGCGAACGAGACAGGAGACGCACAAGGCAAAGUGGUUGGCGGUUACCGAGUUUUGUUACCAGACGGUCGACUAAUGGUAGUAGAAUACACCGUUGAAGGAGACAGCGGAUUCGUACCGAAAAUCAGUUUUCAAGAAAAUGCCAGUCCUUUUAACAAGGGAAAGUAG